AUGUCUUCAUCAUCAACGGCAUCAGAAGUUCACAAGGCCCCAGUGGUCAAAAAUAUUGAAAAGCAGGACAUGGACAUGUACUCAGCAUCAAGUUCAUCAGCACCAAAAACAACAUGGAAUAAUUUUAUUGAUUCUUUCCAUAGAGCAGACGGUAAGACUUCUGCUGAAAGUAAAGACCAGCGUAUAUCCAAGACUGAAUUGCGUAUUAUGUCAUUAUCUACUGGGUUAGGUACUGGUUUACUUGUUGCAUCCGGUAGUAAACUUAGAGCUGCUGGUCCUGCCGGUGUUCUUGUUGCUUAUUUUAUCACCGGUAUUUGUAUGUUGGCGCCGACCAUUAAUUCUGUUUCUGAAUUGGCCAUUGCUUAUCCGGGUUUGCCUGGUGGGUUCCAAUCUUAUUAUGCCAAGUUUAUUGAUGAAAGUCUUGGGUUUGCCUUGGGUUGGAAUUAUGCUUUCCAAUGGAUGUGUGUUUUGGCUUUGGAAUUGGUCACAAGCUCAAUGAUAAUCAAAUUUUGGACAACCACAGUUAAUCCAGAUGUGUUUGUUGCCAUAUUCUUUGUUUUUGUCACUUUGAUCAAUAUGGGUGGGGCCAAAGUGUAUGCCGUUUUCGAAGCAAGUUUUAACUGUUGUAAAAUUCUACUUUUAGUUGGGUUUGUUAUUUUUGGGUUAAUCAUCGACGUUGGUGGUGGUCCACAAGGUUUUAUUGGUGGUAGAUAUUAUCAUGACCCUGGUGCCUUCACAUCUUUCAAAGGUUUAGCUUCAGUGUUUGUCACUGGUGCCUUCAGUUUGGGUGGGUCAGAGUUUAUUAGUUUAUCGGCCAGUGAAACAAGACAUCCACGUGCUUCUAUCCGUGCUGCUUCAAAAUUGGUUUAUUUCAAAGUCAUUGUUCUUUUCCUUGGUUCUUUGACUUUUGUUGGGUUAUUAGUUGCUUAUAACAAUGAUCGUUUGAUGGGAAGUGGUGAUGCAGCAAGUCAUGCUUCACCAUACGUUCUUGCCGCUGAAAUGAACGGUAUCAGAGUCUUGCCUCAUAUUAUCAAUGCUGUUAUUUUGAUUUCAGUUGUUUCAGUUGCCACUGCUGCCAUGUAUAGUUCUCCAAGAUUGGUUCAAUCGUUGGCUGAACAAGGAUUGGGUCCUAAAUGGUUAGACUACAUUGACAAAAAGGGAAGACCAACCAGAGCUUGGUUUAUUACCGUUUUGGCUGGAUUGUUUGGUUUCAUUGCUGCUUAUGAAAAACAAGAAACUGUUUUCGUCUGGUUAUUGUCGAUUUCAGGUAUUUCAUUCAUCAUGUGUUGGUUAUUUAUUUGUGUGAGUCACAUUCGUUUCAGAGCUGCUUUGAAAUACAGAGGUAUCACAUUGGACCAAUUGGCUUACGUUUCACCAACUGGUGUUUGGGGUUCAUAUCUUUCAGUUCUUAUUAAUUCUCUUAUUCUUAUUGCUCAAUUCUGGAUCUCAUUGUGGCCAUUAGGAGGUGACGGCAAACCAAACGCUAAUUCAUUUUUUGAAAAUUACUUGGGUGCUCCUGUGUUCUUGGUUUGUUACAUUGGUCAUAAGCUCUGGACUAGAAAUUGGAAAUUGUUCAAGAAAGUUGAAGAUAUUGAUAUUGAUACCCAUAGAAUGAUUUGCGAUCCAGAACUUUUGGCUUUGGAAGAUUUGGAAGACAAAGAAAGAUAUCAAAAAGCUCCAAUUUGGAAAAAGAUUUUGAUCAAAUGUUUUGAUUAG
Candida albicans SC5314 is the source of this 1716-nucleotide messenger RNA. RefSeq lists its product as uncharacterized. Gene Ontology annotation, molecular function: amino acid transmembrane transporter activity. Gene Ontology annotation, cellular component: membrane. The coding region runs from base 1 to 1716 and encodes 571 amino acids. Lineage: Eukaryota; Fungi; Ascomycota; Pichiomycetes; Serinales; Debaryomycetaceae. The transcript has a single exon. The record is from RefSeq and is a predicted model, not a curated record. Gene Ontology annotation, biological process: amino acid transmembrane transport.